Neofelis nebulosa (Clouded leopard) is the source of this 6305-nucleotide messenger RNA. It is a transcript of the gene DICER1, whose product is annotated as dicer 1, ribonuclease III. Bases 347 to 6121 code for a protein of 1924 amino acids. Gene Ontology annotation, molecular function: DNA binding; deoxyribonuclease I activity; ribonuclease III activity. Gene Ontology annotation, biological process: siRNA processing; pre-miRNA processing; apoptotic DNA fragmentation. The record is from RefSeq and is a predicted model, not a curated record. Gene Ontology annotation, cellular component: nucleus; cytoplasm; RISC complex. The transcript is spliced from 29 exons. NCBI's taxonomy places the organism in Eukaryota, Metazoa, Chordata, Mammalia, Carnivora, Felidae.
GGGACGAGGCGACGGCGAGCGGGAGGAAAUGGCGGCGGCGGCGGCGGCGGCGCCAGGCGGCACCGGGAGGCCUGGGCUGUGACGCGCGCGCCGGAGCGGGGUCCGAUGGUUCUCGAAGGCCCGCGGCGCCCCGUGCUGCAGGUUACCUAGGGUGUGAAUUAAUACAGACUUGGAAACUGAAAGAACUUAGAAUCAGCAUUUUGAGAGCAGAAGCUUGGGCAUGCUGUGAUUUUCCAAUAAACUGCUAUCACAAUGUCAAAAUGCAGCUCGGACAACAGCAACACAGAGAUCUCAAACAUUAAAACGUGAGCUGCGCUAGAGCAAAAUGCAGUGAGAAAAGCACUGGAUGAAUGAAAGCCCUGCUUUGCAGCCCCUCAGCAUGGCGGGCCUGCAGCUCGUGACCCCUGCCUCCUCACCAAUGGGCCCUUUCUUCGGACUGCCAUGGCAACAAGAAGCAAUCCAUGAUAACAUUUAUACGCCAAGAAAAUACCAGGUGGAACUGCUCGAAGCAGCUCUGGAUCAUAACACCAUAGUCUGUUUAAACACUGGCUCAGGGAAGACGUUUAUUGCCGUACUACUCACUAAAGAGCUGUCCUAUCAGAUCAGGGGAGACUUCCACAGAAACGGAAAAAGGACGGUGUUCUUGGUCAACUCUGCAAACCAGGUUGCUCCACAAGUGUCAGCUGUCAGAACUCAUUCAGACCUCAAGGUUGGGGAAUACUCAAGCCUGGAAGUAAAUGCAGCUUGGACAAAAGAGAAGUGGAACCAAGAGUUUACUAAGCACCAGGUUCUUGUUAUGACCUGCUAUGUCGCCUUGAAUGUUUUGAAAAAUGGUUACUUAUCGCUGUCGGACAUUAACCUUUUGGUGUUUGAUGAGUGUCAUCUUGCGAUCCUAGACCACCCCUACCGAGAAAUUAUGAAGCUCUGUGAAAACUGUCCAUCGUGUCCUCGUAUCUUGGGACUGACUGCUUCCAUUUUAAAUGGGAAAUGCGAUCCCGAGGAAUUGGAAGAAAAGAUUCAGAAGCUGGAGAAAAUCCUCAAGAGUAACGCUGAGACCGCAACUGACCUGGUGGUCUUAGACAGAUACACUUCUCAACCGUGUGAGAUUGUGGUGGACUGUGGGCCGUUCACGGACCGAAGUGGCCUCUAUGGCAGGCUGCUGCUGGAGCUGGAGGAGGCGCUGAACUUUAUCAACGACUGUAACAUAUCUGUGCGUUCGAAAGAGAGAGAUUCGACUUCAAUUUCUAAGCAGAUACUGUCAGACUGUCGUGCCGUAUUGGUGGUCCUGGGCCCCUGGUGUGCAGAUAAGGUCGCUGGGAUGAUGGUCCGGGAACUGCAGAAGUACAUCAAACACGAGCAAGAGGAGCUGCACAGGAAAUUUCUAUUGUUUACAGACACCUUCCUAAGGAAAAUUCAUGCACUAUGUGAAGAGCACUUCUCUCCUGCCUCACUUGACCUGAAAUUUGUAACUCCUAAAGUAAUAAAACUGCUCGAAAUCUUGCGCAAGUACAAACCGUAUGAGCGGCAGCAGUUCGAGAGCGUCGAGUGGUAUAAUAACAGGAAUCAGGAUAAUUACGUGUCCUGGAGCGAUUCUGAGGACGAUGACGAGGACGAAGAGAUCGAAGAAAAAGAGAAGCCGGAGACCAAUUUCCCGUCUCCGUUCACCAACAUCUUAUGCGGGAUCAUUUUCGUGGAAAGAAGAUACACAGCAGUUGUCUUAAACAGAUUGAUAAAGGAAGCUGGCAAACAAGAUCCAGAGCUGGCUUACAUCAGCAGCAAUUUUAUAACUGGACAUGGCAUUGGAAAGAAUCAGCCUCGUAACAAACAGAUGGAAGCAGAAUUCAGAAAACAGGAAGAGGUACUUAGGAAAUUUCGAGCACAUGAGACCAACCUGCUUAUUGCGACAAGCAUUGUGGAAGAGGGUGUUGACAUACCAAAAUGCAACUUGGUGGUUCGUUUUGAUUUACCCACAGAGUAUCGAUCCUAUGUUCAAUCUAAGGGACGAGCAAGGGCACCGAUCUCUAAUUACAUAAUGUUAGCAGAUACAGACAAAAUAAAAAGUUUUGAAGAAGACCUUAAAACAUACAAAGCUAUUGAAAAGAUCUUGAGAAACAAGUGUUCCAAGUCCGUUGAUGCGGGUGAGACUGACGUUGAACCUGUUGUGGAUGAUGACGAUGUGUUCCCGCCAUACGUGUUGAGGCCCGAUGAUGGUGGUCCGCGAGUCACGAUCAACACGGCCAUCGGACACAUCAACAGAUACUGUGCUAGAUUACCAAGUGAUCCGUUUACUCAUCUAGCUCCCAAAUGUAGAACUCGAGAGUUGCCUGAUGGUACAUUUUAUUCAACUCUUUAUCUGCCAAUUAACUCACCUCUUCGAGCCUCCAUUGUUGGUCCGCCAAUGAGCUGUAUACGAUUGGCCGAAAGAGUUGUAGCUCUCAUUUGCUGUGAAAAACUGCACAAAAUUGGUGAACUGGAUGACCAUUUGAUGCCAGUUGGGAAAGAGACGGUUAAAUAUGAAGAAGAGCUCGAUUUACAUGACGAAGAAGAGACCAGUGUUCCGGGAAGACCAGGUUCCACAAAGCGAAGACAGUGCUACCCAAAGGCAAUUCCGGAAUGUUUGAGGGAUAGCUAUCCCAAACCCGAUCAGCCCUGUUACCUGUAUGUGAUAGGAAUGGUUCUGACGACACCCUUACCUGAUGAACUCAACUUCAGAAGGCGGAAGCUCUAUCCCCCUGAGGACACCACGAGAUGCUUUGGAAUACUGACGGCCAAACCCAUACCUCAGAUCCCGCACUUUCCUGUGUACACGCGCUCCGGAGAGGUUACCAUAUCCAUUGAGUUGAAGAAGUCUGGUUUCACGUUGUCUCUCCAAAUGCUUGAGUUGAUCACAAGACUUCACCAGUAUAUAUUCUCUCAUAUUCUUCGGCUUGAAAAACCUGCACUAGAAUUUAAACCCACAGACGCUGAUUCAGCAUACUGUGUUCUACCUCUUAACGUUGUGAAUGACUCCAGCACUUUGGACAUUGACUUUAAAUUCAUGGAAGAUAUUGAGAAAUCUGAAGCUCGCAUAGGCAUUCCCAGCACAAAGUAUUCAAAAGAAACACCCUUUGUUUUUAAAUUAGAAGAUUACCAGGACGCAGUCAUCAUUCCGAGAUACCGUAAUUUUGAUCAGCCUCAUCGAUUUUAUGUAGCUGAUGUAUACACUGAUCUUACCCCACUGAGUAAAUUUCCUUCCCCUGAGUAUGAAACCUUUGCAGAAUAUUAUAAAACAAAGUAUAACCUUGAUCUGACCAAUCUCAACCAGCCACUGCUGGAUGUGGACCACACAUCUUCGAGACUGAAUCUUUUGACACCUCGCCAUUUGAAUCAGAAGGGGAAAGCCCUUCCUCUAAGCAGUGCUGAGAAGAGAAAAGCCAAGUGGGAAAGUCUGCAGAAUAAACAGAUCCUGGUUCCAGAGCUCUGUGCUAUACAUCCGAUUCCAGCAUCACUGUGGAGAAAAGCAGUCUGUCUCCCUAGCAUACUGUACCGCCUUCACUGCCUUCUGACCGCAGAGGAGCUAAGAGCCCAAACGGCCAGCGAUGCUGGCGUGGGAGUCCGAUCACUUCCCGUGGAUUUUAGAUACCCCAACCUAGACUUCGGGUGGAAGAAAUCUAUUGACAGCAAAUCCUUCAUCUCAAUUGCUAGCUCCUCUUGGGCUGAAAACGAUAAUUACUGUAAGCACAGCACAAUUGUAGUCCCUGAAAAUGCUGCACGUCAAGGUGCUAUUAGAACCUCCUCUCUAGAAAAUCACGACCAAAUGUCUGUGAACUGCAGAACGCUCUUCGGUGAGUCACCCAGUAAGCUCCAGAUCGAAGCUUCGACAGAUCUCACGGCGACCAACGGUCUUUCGUACAAUAAAAACCUUGCCAAUGGCAGUUGCGAUUUAGCUAACAGAGACUUUUGCCAAGGAAAUCAGCUGAGUUACUACAAGCAGGAAAUACCUGUACAACCAACUACCUCAUAUCCCAUUCAGAAUUUAUACAGUCACGAGAACCAGCCCAAGCCCAGCGAUGAAUGUACUCUCCUGAGUAACAAAUACCUUGAUGGAAAUGCUAACACAUCUACCUCAGAUGGAAGUCCCGCAGCGGCCACGACGCCCGGUACUAACGAAGCUGUUCCCGCGCCCCGGGACGGGAGGGCUUCUGCGCAGAGCCCUUGUCCCGGCUACUCCUCGAGGACUCUUGGCCCGAACCCUGGACUCAUUCUGCAGGCUUUGACCCUUUCAAAUGCUAGCGAUGGGUUUAACCUGGAGCGGCUUGAAAUGCUUGGUGACUCCUUUCUAAAGCAUGCCAUCACCACGUACCUGUUUUGCACUUACCCCGACGCGCACGAGGGCCGCCUUUCCUAUAUGAGAAGCAAAAAGGUCAGCAACUGUAAUCUGUAUCGGCUUGGAAAAAAGAAGGGACUGCCCAGCCGCAUGGUGGUGUCCAUAUUUGAUCCCCCUGUGAAUUGGCUUCCUCCUGGUUAUGUAGUAAACCAAGACAAAAGUAAUACAGAUAAAUGGGAAAAAGAUGAAAUGACAAAAGACUGCAUGUUGGCUAAUGGCAAACUGGACCAGGACUUUGAGGAGGACGACGAGGAGGGGGAGGAUCUGACGUGGAAGGUUCCAAAGGAGGACGCCGACGACGAAGAUGAUUUCCUGGAGUAUGAUCAGGAACAUAUCAAAUUCAUAGAUAACAUGCUAAUGGGAUCGGGAGCUUUCGUAAAGAAAAUUUCUCUUUCUCCUCUCUCAGCCACUGAUUCUGCAUACGAAUGGAAAAUGCCCAAAAAAGCCUCCUUGGGCAGCAUGCCAUUCUCCUCAGAUUUCGAGGACUUCGACUAUAGCUCUUGGGAUGCCAUGUGCUACCUGGAUCCCAGCAAAGCCGUCGAAGAGGAUGACUUUGUGGUGGGGUUCUGGAAUCCGUCGGAAGAGAACUGUGGCGUCGACACAGGGAAACAGUCCAUCUCUUACGACUUGCACACCGAGCAGUGCAUCGCGGACAAAAGCAUAGCCGACUGUGUGGAGGCCCUGCUGGGCUGCUAUUUGACCAGCUGCGGGGAGAGGGCUGCCCAGCUGUUCCUCUGCUCCUUGGGGCUCAAGGUGCUCCCGGUAAUUAAAAGGACUGAUCGGGAAAAGGCCAUGUGCCCCGCCAGGGAGAAUUUCAACAGCCAACAAAAGGCCCUUUCAGGGAGCCGGGCCGCCGCCUCGGUGGCCGGCCCGCGCUCCUCCGUCCUGAAAGACUUGGAGUACGGUUGUUUGAAGAUUCCACCACGAUGCAUGUUUGAUCAUCCGGACGCAGAUAAAACACUGAACCACCUGAUAUCGGGUUUUGAGAAUUUUGAGAAGAAAAUCAACUACAGGUUCAAGAACAAGGCUUACCUUCUGCAAGCUUUUACGCACGCCUCCUACCACUACAAUACUAUCACUGAUUGUUACCAGCGCCUGGAGUUCCUGGGAGAUGCGAUUUUGGACUACCUCAUAACCAAGCACCUUUACGAAGACCCGCGGCAGCACUCCCCGGGCGUCCUGACCGACCUGCGGUCCGCGCUGGUCAACAACACCAUCUUCGCGUCGCUGGCGGUCAAGUACGACUACCACAAGUACUUCAAAGCCGUCUCCCCCGAGCUCUUCCACGUCAUCGACGACUUCGUGCAGUUCCAGCUGGAGAAGAACGAGAUGCAGGGCAUGGACUCGGAGCUCAGGAGGUCUGAGGAGGACGAAGAGAAAGAAGAGGAUAUUGAAGUUCCAAAGGCCAUGGGGGACAUUUUCGAGUCACUUGCCGGUGCCAUUUACAUGGAUAGUGGGAUGUCCCUGGAGAUGGUCUGGCAGGUGUACUAUCCUAUGAUGCGGCCGCUGAUAGAAAAAUUUUCGGCAAAUGUGCCCCGCUCCCCUGUGCGAGAAUUGCUUGAAAUGGAACCAGAAACUGCCAAAUUUAGCCCGGCUGAGAGAACGUACGACGGCAAGGUCAGAGUCACGGUGGAAGUGGUGGGGAAGGGGAAAUUUAAAGGCGUCGGCCGAAGCUACAGGAUUGCCAAGUCCGCGGCAGCAAGAAGAGCCCUCCGCAGCCUCAAAGCCAAUCAACCUCAGGUUCCCAACAGCUGAAGCCCCUUUUUAAAGUGAAAAACACAAAAAAGCAGAAUUAAGGGGAAAACCAUUGAAAUUGACAAGGGUGAUUUCAAGUCGGUAGUGAGCGGAAUGAAUCGAAGGCAGAAUUUAAAGGUUGUUUGAUAACAAGCUAGAUUCCAGAAUAAAACAUUUAACAUAUGUAUAAAAAUUUUGGAGCUAA